Messenger RNA from Clonostachys rhizophaga, 210 nucleotides. NCBI's taxonomy places the organism in Eukaryota, Fungi, Ascomycota, Sordariomycetes, Hypocreales, Bionectriaceae. The record is from the annotation of a GenBank genome assembly.
AUGAAGCUGUCUGUCAUUGUUUUAACGACUAUGCUUGGCCUGGCCGCUGCCGAAUGCUACGAGGGCUUCUGGUAUGCUGACCGCAACACCCGUGAGCCCUGCGCCUCCAUUUGCGAAGUUCAAAACGGAGGAAAAUGUAUUCUCAAAUGCCCUGAGGAGACCGACCCCAGCUUCCCACUUCUUUGCGGAGCAACUUGCCAGUGCCCAUAA